AUGAUAGAUUACCGGAAUACAGAGAUAAAUAUAUCUCCGGUCGACGAUGUCAACUCACCAGAGCAAAGUUCAAAUGGCGUUGCUGACGAAGAAUCACAAUAUGAUGAAAUAGAAUAUCCGCCAAUUUUAAUGGAAGAUAUAUUCCCAUAUUACAGGGAUAACUUCAUCGAAGAUGAUUGUAAAACUCAAGCCGCCAUUAUUGAAAACAAGAAGCGUGCAAUUAACCUUAGAUUACAUCAAAUUAACAAGAUUCUUUCAAAGCUUUAUGAAAAAUGGCCACGCGCUUCACAAUUAAAUCUCUAUGUGGCCUUCCUCAAAUCAGAUAUGAGUCCAGAUGACUUACUUGAGCGGAUUGGCGACUUAGAUUUCCAGCGCGCAGUUCGCGAAGAAUCAAGAGAACGCAUUAAAAUGUCCAAACGUAGCAGGUCAAAGAAGGCAAUGAAGGAAAUACAGCAAAAAAUUACAGCCCAGCGAAUGAAAGAAAUGGACUACUCAAGCGAAAGCGAAAUUGAAGAAGAUACAGAUAGCAGCAGUUCCGAAGAAGAUGAAGCGCCAAAGAAAAGGAAAAAGAAUUCAACAUAUAAGCGCAAGACGUCGACAAAAUUAGAUGCCGAGCAAAACGCCGAUUAUCCAUGCCCACCCAACAUCAAGGCAUCAAUGUGGGACACAUGGAGUGUUGCCAGAAAGAAAUCUUACUUAACAGGAAUGAAGAAUCCAAACGCAUAUUUAUAUCGCCAUUUACCUCCUGGCGAAAAGCAAUCUAAUGGUCCAUGGACAAAGCAAGAAAAAGCACUGUUUUUGGCCAGAUUGCAAGAGAUGAGGGAAGAAGGAAUCAAAACUGGCAAAUGGGGCAUCUUUUCACAGGCCAUUCCAGGUCGUGUUGGAUACCAAUGCGCAAACUUCUACAGAAAACUUAUCGCUUCUGGCGAAAUCAAAGAUAAAGAUUAUCAUCUUGAUAAAGAUGGUAAUCUGAGAUAUAAAGACCGCCAACCAUACCACAAGAAAUCUUCUGGAUUACGCCCGCCUUCAGAAUAUGACGAAGAUUCGGAUUCCGAACCAUCCAAACCAAAAGCACCGCGUGCACCAAGAGUCAUCAAGGAAAAGGCUCCAGUGGAAAGUAUGUACGAUAAAAUGGCCAAAAUGAAUCCAUUUAAGAACAAAACUGAUUGCAUUACUGGUGAAAUCAUCAACGUUCCUGCAAUUUCACCUGAUGGAACAGUUCUUGACUACAAUACAUGGAUGCAUAUCUUAACAACAACAAAACAAGAUCCAUUAACAAUGAAACAUAUCAAUAAGAGACAAAUUGUCAUAUUAACAACUGAAAAUAUCGAUUCGUAUAGAAAUAAGAUCAAACACAUUUAA
Messenger RNA from Trichomonas vaginalis G3, 1362 nucleotides. Its product is annotated as homeodomain-like family. The record is from RefSeq and is a predicted model, not a curated record. NCBI's taxonomy places the organism in Eukaryota, Parabasalia, Trichomonadida, Trichomonadidae. The transcript has a single exon. The coding region runs from base 1 to 1362 and encodes 453 amino acids.